This is a messenger RNA of Vidua macroura (Pin-tailed whydah), 1551 nucleotides long. RefSeq names its product transcription cofactor HES-6-like. Gene Ontology annotation, molecular function: DNA-binding transcription factor activity, RNA polymerase II-specific; protein dimerization activity; RNA polymerase II cis-regulatory region sequence-specific DNA binding. Gene Ontology annotation, cellular component: nucleus. Lineage: Eukaryota; Metazoa; Chordata; Aves; Passeriformes; Viduidae. The transcript has 3 exons. Bases 1 to 822 code for a protein of 273 amino acids. Gene Ontology annotation, biological process: anterior/posterior pattern specification; regulation of neurogenesis; regulation of transcription by RNA polymerase II. The record is from RefSeq and is a predicted model, not a curated record.
AUGCAAAUCGCGGGAUAUAAAAGGGGCGGCGCGGGGCGGCAGCGGCGCGGAGGGAGCGGAGCGGCGGCCAUGGCGCCGGGCAGAGACCGCCCGCCGCACGGCGAGGGCUGCGCGGGGCCCCGCGGCGACCGCAGGACGAGGAAGCCGUUGGUGGAGAAGAAGCGCCGGGCGCGCAUCAACGAGAGCCUGCGGGAGCUGCGGCUGCUGCUGGCCGACAGCGAGUUUCAGGCGAAGCUGGAGAACGCGGAGGUGCUGGAGCGGACGGUGCGGCGGGUGCGGGCCGUGCUGGAGCGCCGCGCCCGCGGUGAGUGCCGGCCCGGGGGGCGGCGGGGGGCGCCCGGCCCGGCCCGCGCCUCACCCGCGCCCCUCUCUGUCCCCCGCGGCGCAGGGGGCGGGCGGCGGCUCCUGGAGGCCAGCGAGCGCUUCGCCGCCGGCUACAUCCAGUGCAUGCACGAGGUGCACACCUUCGUCUCCAGCUGCCCCGGCAUCGACGCCACCACGGCCGCCGAGCUGCUCAACCACCUGCUGGAGUCCAUGCCCCUCAGCGAGGGCGGCUGCCCGGACUCGAUCACGGACGUUGCGGGGGAGCUGGCCCUCGGUCCCUGGCCCGCCGGCAGGGCGCUGGUGCUGCCGGCCGGAGCCCGCCCGGGCCCGGCCCUGCCCGCCCCGGCGCUCUCGCCCUCCCCCAGCGAAGAGACCUGCUCCGACUCGGACGAGGCGGAGGCCGGGCCGGGCCAGACCUCCACGGACGGACUGGACGCGUCCCAGACGCGGGGCCUGCCCUCGCCCGGCUCGCCCAAAUCCAUGUGGAGACCCUGGUAACAGCGGAGAGGAGUCAGCGCCGACCUGCCCGUGGGGAGGGCAGGGUGCCCCGCACACCGUGUGCCGAGUGUGUCUGUCUGAGUGUCCGUGUGUCUGUCUGAGUGUGUGUGUGCGCGGCUGGCAGCGCCGUGACUGCGGACUCGAGCACUCUGACGCUGUCCCACCCUGACAGCCUAAUAGCAAACGCGUUAACAUUUCAUCCCUGUGCGUGAGUGGCGUUUUGUAACUUUGGGGGUUGUUUUUACGAGAGGAUGGGGGGGGAGGAGGGAAGUGGUUUGUAGUAGCAAAGCUCUCUGGUGGAGACACAGCAGUUGUUUUAUAACCCUGUCUGUUUCUUCUUGGCCCUUAGAAGCGGCCCAAACACCACUACCUUUUGAGCAAAAACCCUUGUGUAUUUUAAAUCACGAUAAAUAAUUCCGGGAGAAGCUGGAGCUAAGUCUGCAUGCACGGUUUUAAGCGUUCUAGUGAUAGCACAGACCCCUAAAAGGUGUCUAUACCUGAUAGCAGCCUAAAGUCUCACCUUUAGUGAAGGGAGAGAAAACUAGAAACUUGUUGGAAUUAGACAUUUUAAAAGAUGUUGGUGACAGGGUGCCUUUUAGAAAUGAGUGUCUUUAUGCACAUUUGGCUUUUAGCACAUUUGAAUUUAUUGUGACUUUAUGUAUAUUAGGGUGUCCAAUGUUUGUUUAUUUUUAAUCUUUAAUAAAAAAGCCCUGAAUUCACAACGUGGCA